CAGCAUUUUUAUAUAACUGAAUUUCUCAUGACACACCCGCUUUCUCGCUCAGGCGUGGUGGAAGAAGCAGCAAGUAGCAGCAGGCAACCUCGCAUGCCCCGUCUGACCCUUCUGCUAAUGUCCCUGACUGGGGCAGCCCUUUUGGUCCUAAACAUAUCCAUCAUUAUCUGCUUCAUCAGACGCUUCGCCACGAGCAGGAAUACUCCAGCUUCUUCUUAUAAAACUGCGAUUUCUGAGACGCACACACCAGCCUCAACUCCCGCGAUGACCACAGAUGACGACGAAGAGAUGAAAUCAGGUGGCCCUGAAAGUGUUACCACUGCAGCCCAAUACCAGAUGACUCGGCAAUCUUCAGACGUAAAAGAUGAUGGAGGUAGUCCACGAAUAACAAAUAUAAUCCAUCACUACAGCACAGAUAUCACAGAGACUUCAAAACCAAAAGACAAGCAGCUGCCAAACGUUCUCCCUUCUGCCGAGUUUAUCACCAUCGACAGUCCAACUAACAACAGCAAAAGUGCCUUAAUGAAUGGUGGUCUGAACAUUCGGAGUCCAGUAUCUUCAAACACAGAGCCUGAACAGUAAGUACUUCUGCCCAGAUAGUACACACCAGUUAGAUGACAACAUAUCAAACCAGAUGAGAGUAGAGGCCCAAGACAUUCCAGAUGUGUGUCCCAAAAACUCAGGGUCAAGUCAUUCAUUUAUUCGUCAGCAG
Molecule: messenger RNA, 712 nt
Organism: Macrobrachium nipponense
Lineage: Eukaryota; Metazoa; Arthropoda; Malacostraca; Decapoda; Palaemonidae
Exons: 3
Coding region: 28-582 (184 amino acids)
Source: RefSeq, a predicted model, not a curated record